AUGAACAUUAUUUAUUUUAACAUAUUAUUUUUCGCUCUCUUUUUAGAUACAUUCAUAUCAUCACAUACAAAUAUUCCAAGAACUCAUAAUAAUAAUUCUAAAAAUGCGACAAUUAAAAAAACUCCAGUAGAUACAAUACCAGAUGUGAUUACUUUAGAAUAUAUAAGAGAACAAUUAAAACAAAUUCAACUAAUAAAAGAUGAAAUAAUAAAGGACAAAUUAAAGAAAAUCAAAUUUUUUAAAAAGAAAAACAAAAGUAAAAACGAUCAAGAUCUAAAAAAAGAUAUUGAAAAAUUAGAAACAGAAAUAUUGGAUACCAAAAUAUUAUGUGAUGAUUAUAUAAAAAAUGAAUUAAAAGAAAUCUCAUUAAUAAAAGAUGAAAUUGUAAAAGACAAAAUAGAAAAAGAUCAAUGGAAGAAAAAUAAAUUGAUUGAUUAUGAAUUGAACAGACUUUUCCAUGAAGCAAAAAAGAAAGAACUACAACAGUUAUAUGAUAAAUAUUUAAAUGAACAAUUAGAGAAUCGAAAAUUACAAAAGCAUAAAGUUAAGAAGAAAAAAAGGAAACAUCGAAGAAAAACAUUUUUUGAGUUAUGGAGCGCCUUUUAUGAAUUACUUGAAGAAAAAGUACAUAAAUAUAAUAUUGGUGGUUACACAAUUGUUAUGGGUUUGUUAGGAGCAAUAGGAAAAUCAAUACAUUCUAUAUAUACAACGUGCACUGCAUGUGAAGUAGCUAACGCUAAAGUUAUUUCAUGUUUUAUAUCUGGAUUUUCUAAAUCUGCUUGUAUUACAGCUCCUGGUGCUACUCCGAACGUAUCUGGAUGUAUAAAGGCUACAUUAUGUUCUAAUGCUCUUUCAAAGGCGACUGCAUGUGCAGCUGGCAGUGCAUCCAUUGAGGUAUCUUCAAUUGUCAUAGCUGUUAUAAUAAUUAUUGUAUGUCUUAUAGCCUUAAUAGGUUUAAUAUGUUUCUUAGUUGAAAAUAAAGAAUCAAUUUUGGAGAAUAAAUAUGUUCAAAAAAUAAUGCCUUAUAUCGAAAAAAUAAUAAAUUCUAAAUAUGUAAGUAGGACAAUAACAGGAUUGAAUGAUUUUUAUUUAUCGAAGCAAUUAAUAUAUAUUAUAUAA
Molecule: messenger RNA, 1119 nt
Organism: Plasmodium reichenowi
Lineage: Eukaryota; Apicomplexa; Aconoidasida; Haemosporida; Plasmodiidae
Product: putative exported protein
Exons: 3
Coding region: 1-1119 (372 amino acids)
Source: RefSeq, a predicted model, not a curated record